AUGUACGAUGAAAUUGAUCUGGAAAAGCGUCUCAGUCUGCACCUGGAUCCAAAUUUCUCCACAAAUAAUUUGAACUCCAAUUUGGAUGAUGAACAGGCUCUGUCAUCGAAUUCAGAGCUUGCAAAAAUACAAACACAAAUGCAACCACCAACACAGGUAGGAGAACAAACAGAAAAGCAGAAACAAACAGUUGGACUGAGUCGUAAUCCAUUUAGGAACGCCUCUUCUGCGUUUGAUGAGCUGGAGAAUCCAACUGAAUUGCUCACCUCCGAGGAAAUCGAGAAAACCACACAACUAUUUACACAACCCCAGUCAGGCCAGUAUAGUAUGCAAGAAGAGGUUGCGACACCAGCCACGAUUUCAACAGAUUUUACAAUGACGGGACCCAAAUUAACUCCGCAAGAGCUCAAACUGUAUCCUUUUAAAACUUUAAACAGAAUUUUGGAUGAUCUUAAAUGGACGGUUCCCUAUAAGGAAAAGUUUGGCCAAAGUUUAUUAAACACCAGACCAAUUGAGUAUUCGGAAAGUUUACCAGCACUUGUUGGUUCAUGCCGAACUGUACCCGAAUUAUGCAUAAUGAAUGAAAUGAUUGACUUUUGUCCGGCAAUUCAAAAGUUUGAAUUCUUUGACGGGAAACAAAUUGUCAAUUUAAUUCGCGGUGUGAUUAUAUCUACCAAUAAAGAAAUAUAUCACUUUCGCAUAAUGAUUUUACAGGACAACACCAACCCAUUCGUUGUGAAUGUGGUUGACAAGCACCAAUACCACGUAAUUCCUGAAAGUCAUGUAUCCGAUGUUGAAAAAGAGCUUUUAUCCACACUUCUUUUGGAAAGAAAUGACACGGAAGAGACAGCGGUUAUUGAUGAUGCUUUUUUCAAAAGUCUGAGUGCACCGAAUAACAAUAUUUUACGGGUAACAAUUAUAAAAUCCGAGUUCAAUCAGGAGGAUUUGAAAAGUCUUUUUGAUCCACAGGCUAUCAAGGAACGGUAUUUGGCAAGUUUACCACGGCAUCCCGAUUUGGAUGCAUCAAGAAUACCCAAAGCGCAACAAUGUGUCAAUAUGUUGAUUAAAGUAUUGAAAGGGCCAAUCUUGUUGGGAGACCAAAACGUCAGGGUGAUCAGUCUCAACACUUCUUUGGAUGCACACGUUGAUGUGAGUUUUCUUAUUGAGAAUCUUGGCUUUACUUUGGAUCGCGAACGAAACGAAGUGAGCCCGCCAAAGUUGAUAGACUCGCAUUUUUUAUUGGAGUCAUACAUUCGCAAAGCACUUGAGUUGAUCAUAAUUGCACAGACUUUACCACCUGAGAACAAUAUAGCACGCAUCAGCUAUUCCUUUUCAACAAACUUGAAUAAGGUGUUUGAUGUGAUUGCCGAGGUGGACAAAAAGGAGAGUACAACCAAUUUCACCAGCAAUUUUGCAAAUCGAAACAAGUCCUUUAUCCAAUUGAGCAUAUCAGGUCAUUUUACAGACGAUUUGAUUAUCAAAUGCUUUGAAAGUACAAUGCAGUCCAAUCCGGAGAAUAAACUUUUCUACAUUGAUGCAUUAAAGGAUGUCAAGAGCAUUAGACAAUCUGCAGGUACAAGUUAUAACUCUAAAUUGACAUUAUACAUCAAUAAAAAGUUGCAUGCAGGUGAUUUUGUUGGAUACAAGGAUUUGAUUGAAUCAUUGAAAAUUUUGGGAAUCGAAGUUGACCCUUCAUACACUGACGCGAGACUUUUGGACGACGACGCUAUUAUUGCAGCCUAUCAAACUCAUUUCAAGGACGACCCUAGAAAUUACCAAUACUACAAUAAGCAGCUUAAAAGCGUUGCAAUUGCCAAGAAUUCACAAAGAAUUCGCGACUAUUUGGCUGGAGAAAUUUUACCGAUGAGUUUAGCUUUGUUUGAGCUUGAAAUCGAAGAGAUUACCGAGGACGAUGUUGUCAUUACUGCAUUUGAAUUUAAACUAGAAGAUAUUUUACAACGCAAUGGUUUUGACAAAACCGCUAGUGAAGUUGUCCUUCUUACGCGUGCAUUUGCAUCAAUUGCUAUACAACGGAAGAGCUACCUUUUAUUGAACUACCUUGAACAAAAACUACCGGAAUAUGCAUCAGUGCCACAAGAAACAAGGUAUGGUGAGACUUUGCUUUCUCGAAGCUAUGAAUUGCUUGGUGCUCUGGAUAGUAAUUCUGAUUUCGAGUUGGUGUCUAUUUUCCAAAGCGUAUUGUCCACCAGUUCAAUUGAUAUCAGGGUUUUACGACGCGCAUUUAGGUCAAUUGCCAACUCUAGAAAUUCACAAGUAAUGCAAACGUUUUUAGAAACAGGCAAGAUUGACUCGCAAUUGUUGCCUGCAGAAAACUGGCCGGCUGGUUUGGACAAUAUUGGAAAUACUUGUUAUUUAAACUCAUUGCUACAGUAUUAUUUUUGCAUCAAGCCGUUGCGAGACUUGAUUUUAAACUUUGAUGAAGACAAGAUUGAUACUGGGCUGAUUUCCAAUGAAAGAAAAAUUGGAGGUAGAGUUGUUGAAGAAGCAGAGAUUAAACGAGCAUACCAAUUUAUUUAUCAUUUAAAAAGUCUAUUCCAUGAAAUGAUACAUACAAACAGUCGCUGCGUUAAGCCAAGCAGAGAAUUAGCAUACUUGUCGUUCUUGCCCUCUUCAUUACCUGUGACUUUUGUCGAUGGGAAUGAGCUAGGUGCAAAGAAAUCUGAAAAUGCCGAGCAGGACAUGGAUACGGAAAUGGAAGAUGCAGAUGUCACCAUUGUUGAGCAUCAAGAAUACUCAAUGGGAAAUACAGAAUAUAAAGAUAACCUGGUCGAUGAUCAUAAUACAGCUAGUUCUUUGCUGUCUAACUUUGACACUGACUCUUUAGAAGAGCCUGAAACUUUGGUUACAAGUGGCGAGCCAAAUAAAGAGUUUGAUGAUUUUGUUGAAGGAAAAGUUGUGAAAUUUGAAAAUGCCGAUCAACCUAAUGAUGAUGAAGAUGAAGAUGAUGUUGUUGUUGAGACUAAACAAAUUGAAAACAUUCACAAUGAUCAAUACAGGGAUAAAGAGACAAACAACCUUUUGGAUGAUAGGUAUGUUGACUCGAGGAUCCUCCCUAUUUCAGCUGAUGAAAUGGAGAGUACAAUUGAGCUUGGUCGCCAACAAGAUGUCACAGAAUGCAUUGAAAAUGUUUUGUUUCAGAUUGAGUCUGCUUUACCACCAACAUCUUUGGACGAAGAUAACGAGCAAAAUGAUAUGGUAAAGGAGUUAUUUUAUGGAAAAACAAAGCAAGUCAUUCAGCCAUUGCAAGGAGAUUCUUUACAAACGAGAACAUCAGUUGAAAGAUUCAACAGCUUAAUCAUCAAUGUUAGUGAUCAUCCAAAAAGCAUAUACGAUUCUUUGGACAGUUACUUUAAUGAAGAUAUUGUCAACUUGGAAGAUGGACCCGUCAAAAAGUCAAUCACCAUUGCUGAGCUUCCCCAAAUUAUGCAGUUUCAUGUUCAAAGAGUUAUGUUUGAUAAAGUAAAGUUGGUUGCGUACAAAAGCAUUGAACCCAUUCCAUUUAGUGAGAAAAUAUACCUCGGUAGGUAUUUGGACACAAAAGAUGAAGAGUUAUUGCGCAAACGUGAACAAGUGUUUCAAUGGAGAAGGGAGAUUCUUGAUUUAACAAGUCGAAUCUCCAAUAUCACUCAGGUUGAUGAGCGCAGUCAAAUGUCUAUCAUCGAUAGCUUGACUGCUACAAAGAAGUUCCUUGAGAAACGUAUCAUCAACAAUGACAAGUUGUGCAUUGAGCUCACGACAAUUCAAGUUAUUUCCGAUCAAAUUGAAAAGUUGAAGCAACAAUUGGCAGAAGCAAAGGAGCGAAUUGCAGAUCUCCAAACAAGGAUCUCUCAACAAUUUGAUUCAUACAACAAGAUUGGAUAUUCCAUCUUUGCAAUUUUUAUCCAUAGAGGAGAAGCAAGUUAUGGCCAUUACUGGAUUUACAUCAGAGAUCCGCACCAACAUGGUAUCUUCAGAAAAUAUAAUGACGAGAUUGUUAGUGAGGUUCCUGAAUCUGAGGUAUUCAAUUUCCUUGAGGGCAACACUGCGACCCCGUAUUAUAUCGUUUACGUUAAAGAUGCAUUAGAAAAGGAUUACAUCAAUCCUCUAAAUAGAUCUAUAACAUGUAGAAGCUAG
Messenger RNA from Lodderomyces elongisporus, 4134 nucleotides. It is a transcript of the gene UBP2, whose product is annotated as ubiquitin-specific protease. Bases 1 to 4134 code for a protein of 1377 amino acids. The transcript has a single exon. Gene Ontology annotation, biological process: proteasome-mediated ubiquitin-dependent protein catabolic process; protein deubiquitination; regulation of proteasomal protein catabolic process. Lineage: Eukaryota; Fungi; Ascomycota; Pichiomycetes; Serinales; Debaryomycetaceae. Gene Ontology annotation, molecular function: cysteine-type deubiquitinase activity; proteasome binding. The record is from RefSeq and is a predicted model, not a curated record.